AUGUUCCCUACAUCUCUGCUGCUGCUCCUGCUGGCUGCUGCCUCCUGUGAGUCUCUUGGGAUUUGGGGGAAGGAAUGGGUUGAUGAUCAAUAAAAUAUAUUUUUAACAUUAGCCUUAACACUCAUACUAAUUACCAUAUGACUAAUUAUGUUUUUUCCCCCAUAGAAAGCAAUGGAGUGGAUCUCCCAUACAUGCGAUAAUGGAGAUAUCUACAAAAAUUAUGCACUGAAAAACAAGUUCAGUAUUUCAAGAGAUGCCUCCAGCAACUCUGUGUCUUUCCAAGGGCAGAGCCUGCAACCUGAAGAAACAGCUGUGUAUUACUGUGCUCGCUACCCUCCACAGUGAUACAAACCAGCACCAGACCUGUAUAAAUACCCAUGUACCCAUUGGAGAAUGGUGCAAGCACAACACCAAGAUAUCAAGAUAUUUCAGAUUAAUGCUCAUUCUCAAAAACGGUUAAAUUAUAAUUUGAUAAAUUAACCUUACAAAAAUCGUUAAAACAAUACAUCAUUAAUAGCUUUAAAGAAAUGUAAACCCAAAUAAAAAUGCUGAACGUUGUGUUCCCGUGUUGUUGAUCUUCAACAUAUCAUACUAAAGCCAUUAUUUAUAGUCAACACAUCCUACUAAAGCCAUUAUAUAUAGUCAACACAUCCUACUAAAGCCAUUAUAUAUAGUCAACACAUCCUACCAAAGCCAUUAUAUAUAGUCAACACAUCAUACUAAAGCCAUUAUAUAUAGUCAACACAUCAUACUACAGCCAUAAUAUAUAGUCAACACAUUAUACUAAAGCCAUUAUAUAUAGUCAACACAUUAUACUAAAGCCAUAAUAUAUAGUCAAAACAUCAUACUAAAGCUAUUAUAUAUAGUCAACACAUCAUACUAAAGCCAUUAUAUAGUUGAAGUCGGAAGUUUACAUACACCUUAGCCAAAUACAUUUAAACUCAGUUUUUCACAAUUCCUGACAUUUAAUCCUAGUAAAAAUUCAAUGUCUUAGGUCAGUUAGGAUCACCACUUUAUUUUAAGUGGUGAAAUGUCAGAAUAAUAGUAGAGAGAAUUAUUUAUUUCAGCUUUUAUUUAUUUCAUCACAUUCCCGGUGGGUCAGAAAUGUAUAUACACUCAAUUAGUAUUUGGUAGCAUUGUCUUUAAAUUGUUUAACUUGGAUCAAAUGUUUCAGGUAGCCUUCCACAAGCUUCCCACAAUAAGUUGGGUGAAUUUUGGCCCAUUUCUCCUGACAGAGCUGGUGUAACUGAGUCAGGUUUGUAGGCCUCCUUGCUCGCACACGCUUGUUCAGUUCUGCCCACAAAUGUUCUAUAGGAUUGAGGUCAGGACUUUGUGAUGGCCACUCAAAUACCUUGACUUUGUUGUCCUUAAGCCAUUUUCCCACAACUUUGGAAGUAUGCUUGGGGUCAUUGUCCAUUUGGAAGACCCAUUUGCGACCAAGCUUUAACUUCCUGACUGAUGUCUUGAGAUGUUGUUUCAAUAUAUCCACAUAAUUUUCCUUCCUCAUGAUGCCAUCUAUUUUGUGAAGUGCACCAGACCCUCCUGCAGCAAAGCACCUCCACAGCAUAAUGCUGCCACCACUGUGCUUCACUUUUGGGAUGGUGUUCUUCGGCUUGCAAGUGACCCCCUUUUUCCUCCAAACAUAACGAUGGUCAUUAUGGCCAAAUAGUUCUAUUUUUGUUUCAUUAGACCAGAGGACAUUUCUCCAAAAUGUAUGAUAUUUGUCCCCAUGUGCAGUUGCAAACCGUAGUCUGGCUUUUUUAUUGCGGUUUGGGUGCAGUGGCUUCUUCCUUGCUGAGCGGCCUUUCAGGUUAUGUCGAUAUAGGAUUCGUUUUACUGUGGAUAUAGAUACUUUUGUACCUGUUUCCUCCAGCAUUUUCGCAAGGUCCUUUGCUAUUGUUCUGGGAUUGAUUUGCACAUUCACACCAAAGUACGUUAAUCUCUAGGAGACAGAACGUGUCUCCUUCCUGAGCGAUAUGGCGGCUGCGUGGUCCCAUGGUAUUUAUACUUGCGUACUAUUGUUUGUACAGAUGAACGUGGCACCUUCAGGCGUUUGGAAAUUGCUCCCAAGGAUGAACCAGACUUGUGGAGGUCUACAAUUUGUUUUCUGAGGACUUGGCUGAUUUCUUUUGAUUUUCCCAAGAUGUCAAGCAAAGAGGCACCGAGUUUGAAGGUAGGCCUUGAAAUACAUCCACGGGUACACCUCCAAUUUACUCAAAGGAUGUCAAUUAGCUUAUCAGAAGCUUCUAAAGCCAUGACAUAAUUUUCUGGAAUUUUCCAAGCUGUUUAAAGUCACAGUAAACUUAGUGCAUGUAAACUUCUGAACCACUGGAAUUGUGAUAUAGUGAAUUAUAAGUGAAAUAAUCUGUCUGUAAACAAUUGUUGGAAAAAUUACUUGUGUCAUGCACAAAGUAGAUGUCCUAACCGAUUUGCCAAAACUAUAGUUUGUUAACAAGAAAUGUGUGGAGUGGUUGAAAAACAAGUUUUAAUGACUCCAACCUAAGUGUAUGUAAACUUCCGACUUCAACACAAUAUAGUCAACACAUCAUACUAAAGCCAUUAUAUAUAGUCAACACAUCAUACUAAAGCCAUUAUAUAUAGUCAACACAUCAUACUAAAGCCAUUAUAUAUAGUGAACACAUCAUACUAAAGCCAUUAUAUAUAGUCAACACAUCAUACUAAAGCCAUUAUAUAUAGUCAACACAUCAUACUAAAGCCAUUAUAUAUAGUCAACACAUCAUACUAAAGCUAUUAUAUAUAGUCAACACAUCAAACUAAAGCGAUUAUAUAUAGUCAACACAUCAUACUAAAGCCAUUAUAUAUAGUCAACACAUCAUACUAAAGCCAUUAUUUAUAGUCAACACAUCAUACUAAAGCCAUUAUAUAUAGUCAACACAUCAUACUAAAGCCAUUACAUAUAGUCAACACAUCAUGCUAAAGCCAUUAUAUAUAGUCAGCACAUCAUACUAAAGCCAUUAUAUGUAGUCAACACGUCUCAUUAGUAAAAUCUGAACUACAGAGAGCAGAGCAAAGGACAGGGAGGAGAGAAUCAACGAAUAGAGCAGAUCUCUCCCUGUCAGGAUAUUUAAGCCUCUAGAGGACGGUCUAUGCAAAGUCUCCCUCCCAUUCAUCCCUUUAUAAUCAGACACAGAUCUGGCCGUCUCAUUGUAGGCUGCUUGGACUGACAUUACAACAUUACAAGUCCUGUACUAACUAACACUGAACAAUGGAGCUUAUGACUGUCUGGAGUUUAGUUGUCAUGGUGAUGUCCAUACACAGUAAGUAAAGCAUUACAUAGUGACUGAAGAAUGUGUGAGUAUCAUGGUUAAACUCAAAAUGUCUGUUAAUACCAGAUCUUCAACUGAGAGUCAACAUUUUUGUUUUGCAGGUGUUUUCUGUGAUGAGAUGGAUCAGUCACUUUCUCGGGUGAAAAGACCUGGAGACACUGUUAAAUUGUCCUGUAAAAUCUCUGGGUUUGAUAUGACAAGCUUCUACAUGCAAUGGAUAAGGCAGAAACCAGGCAAAGUACUGGAGUGGAUUGGGAGAGUUAACUCUGGUUCAACAGAUGCUCCAGUCUACUCAGACUCCCUGAAAGGCCAGUUCACCCUGACUGAGGACGUCUCCACAAGCACACAGUUCUUAGAGGCCAAGAGUCUGAGAUCAGAGGACUCUGCUGUUUAUUAUUGUGCUCGACAGACACACUGACUGGAGCUGGUGAAGCAGCUGUACAGAAACCCCUUAACAUCACGGCUAGGUGGUGUACUACUUCCUCUCUUUGUGUCACAAUAGAAUAGUACUGAGUAUCAUUACUCUAAAUAAUACAUCAACAAUAUCACAAAGCACUACACAAUAAAAGACUCCAGCCUCUAACAUUCAAACUACACAAUCAAACAAUCUCUUGCCCAGUCUGGUCAAGCUUUCUUCUUGUCACACAAACAAGUAAUUAACAAAGUAUUCAGAACAUAUGAAUCUGUUCCCCAUCUCUGAGUUCCCUAUUUAAUCUCUGUGUGAUCUUCCCACCCUGUGAGGAGGAGUCAAUGCAAAACUCUGAGCUCUUCCAUCACUACUUAUCUCACUGCAGAGUAGAGGAGAGGGACUGAAGCUCUGACUAGUAGACUGAGUGAUAGACAUUGACAAUAGUCUAACAUGUUUAACAAAGAUUACAUAAUAGGGCUACUGCUACUGAUUAUAGGACUGUCAGGUAAACACUUUGUUUUUACUUUCAACAGAUGGUUGUGUGUCCUUAAAAGCUUUUCUUCACGUUUUAAAUGCUCUCUUUUUAUCAACAGGUAUUCAUGGUCAGACGCUGACUGAGUCUGGACCUGUGGUUAAAAAGACUGAAGAAUCACACCAACUGACCUGUACAUAUGAUGGAAUCUCAAACGAUAACGCUGCCAUUGGCUGGAUCAGACAGGCUCCUGGGAAAGGACUGGAGUGGGUUGCUUAUAUUUUUGCUCCAAGUGGUAGUACUAUCUCCUACUCCCAGUCUGUUAAGAAUCGGUUCACCAUCUCCAGAGACAACAGCAAACAGCAGGUGUAUCUCCAGAUGAACAGUCUGAAGACUGAAGACUCUGCUGUUUACUAUUGUGCCAGAGACACAGUGACACAGGAGGCUGCAGCACUGUACAAAAACUGAUCAAGCACAUCUCUCACUGGCAGAGUCAAAUGUGAUGUGAGACAGACAAACUAAGGAUCCAGCAUACAUUCCAAGUUUAUUGAAAGCAUUCCAUUCCUCAUCAAGCUCAAUGCAGCUUAAUCCACUCCUCUGGCCAUGUGCUGUUAGUCAGUACACAUAUAUCUUCUUGAUGACAUCUUAUUUACAUUCAGCGGAAUAUCAGCAUAAUCCAAUUCAGAGUUUGAUUUACUGGUACGGAUUAAUGUCCUCACUAAGCAUAAUGAAAUAUAGAAGCAUAAUUGUGGUAGCACACUUUAUCUGUUAACUAAAAACAGUAAUGGGCCUUGUAUAUAUUAUAUCUGUCACGCCCUGGCUCUGGGGACUCUCGUAUGUUGAGCCAGGGUGUUCAUUUGUUUAUGUUCUAGUCGUUGUAGAUCUAUGUUGGCCAGGGUGGCUCCCAAUCAGAGAGGGCUGUAGCUCGUUGUCUCUGAUUGGGAGUCAUACUUAGGUAGCCGUUAGGCAUUCAUUGUUUGUGGUUUCUUGUUCUUAUUUGGUUUGUGUUAAACCGUAGACAUCACGUUAUCGUCUGUUGUUUUGAUCGUGUGAUCAUUCUCUAAAUAAAUAUGUUCACCUUCAACGCUGCGCAUUGGUCCUCCUCCUUAGACGAUCGUGACAGAAGAAACCACCAAAACUGGACCAAGCAGCGUGUCCAGGAGCCAUCGCCAGGGGAAUCGUUAGCAGAUCUCCGUGGCAACCUCGACUGGGUCAAGCCUAGUGAGGAGCAGAGAGGGUGGACUUGGGAACAAUGGAGGAAGAGUCUCGACUGUGUCAAGCCAAAGGAGGAGCAGAAUGGCUGGAGUUGGAAGCAGGAGAGCGAGAGUUGGGCGAGAACGAUAGAGGCCUGGUCCACGGGGAAGAGAGACGCCCAGAAAUUUUUUAGGGGGGGGCUCACGACGUCGGGGCAGCAGGAGGCUGCGAUAGAGCGGUCCAGCGGGUUGGCAGAGGAGGCUGCCAGGUUACGGGGGCCACUGGUCGAAGAGGGGAUGGAAGGUGUAGAGGCACGGCGAGAGGUACUGGUGUGUGUUACCAGUCCGGUCCGGCCCGUUCCAGAUCCCGGUGUAGGGCCAGUGGUGUGUGUCCCCAGUACGGCUCGGCCCGUUCCUGCUCCCCGCACCAAGUCAGUGGUGCGCUUCGUCAGCCCUGCUCGGCCCGUUCCUGCUCCCCGCACCAAGUCAGUGGUGCGCUUCGUCAGCCCGGCUCGGCCCGUUCCUGCACCCCGCACCAAGUCAGUGGUGCGCUUCGUCAGCCCGGCUCGGCCCGUUCCUGCUCCCCGCACCAAGUCAGUGGUGCGCUUCGUCAGCCCGGCUCGGCCCGUUCCUGCUCCCCGCACCAAGUCAGUGGUGCGCUUCGUCAGCCCGGCUCGGCCCGUUACUGCUCCCCGCACCAAGUCAGUGGUGCGCUUCGUCAGCCCGGCUCGGCCCGUUCCUGCUCCCCGCACCAAGUCAGUGGUGCGCUUCGUCAGCCCGGCUCGGCCCGUUCCUGCUCCCCGCACCAAGUCAGUGGUGCGCUUCGUCAGCCCGGCUCGGCCCGUUCCUGCUCCCCGCACCAAGUCAGUGGUGUGCUUCGUCAGCCCAGUCCGGCCUGUCCCUGCUCCACGCACCAAGCCUACGGUGUGCGUCGUCAGCCUGGUAAGGCCCGUUCCACCUCCACGCACCAAGCCAGGGGUGCGCGUCGUCAGUCCAGCACAACCCGUGCCUGGGUCACCGGUGCCUGGUAAGGUCCCGGUCAACUGCUCCACUACGGAGCUGAAGCUAUCCGCUCCACCAGUGUGCAGUCCAGCUCCGUUCAGCAGGGCCAGACCGGACCAGGGGUACUUUGGGGGUUUGGAGAAGGAGUGGGGGUCAUGUCCGGAGCCGGAUCCGCCGCCGAGGCGGAGUGCCCACCCGGUCCCUCCCCUGUUGUGUUUGGUUGGCGCGGUCGGAGUCCGCGCCUUUGGGGGGGGGUACUGUCACGCCCUGGCUCUGGGGACUCUCGUAUGUUGAGCCAGGGUGUUCAUUUGUUUAUGUUCUAGUCGUUGUAGAUCUAUGUUGGCCAGGGUGGCUCCCAAUCAGAGAGGGCUGUUGUCUCUGAUUGGGAGUCAUACUUAGGUAGCCGUUAGGCAUUCAUUGUUUGUGAUUUCUUGUUCUUAUUUGGUUUGUGUUAAUCCGUAGACAUCACGUUAUCGUCUGUUGUUUUGAUCGUGUGAUCAUUCUCUAAAUAAAUAUGUUCACCUUCAACGCUGCGCAUUGGUCCUCCUCCUUAGACGAUCGUGACAAUAUCUUUGGGGGACACCAAUAGUUAGAUUCUCACCAUCUGUGCCUUCUGUGCAGUUCUCAAAGCAUCAAUGAUAAUGAUAAUAAUAACAUACUGUAAACAAUGAGCAGAACAGAACCAUUCAUAAUGCAAGUCAAUGCAUCCUAUAACAGAUAAUUGUAUUAUUAUGAUAAAUAACUGUUCUCCUCAACAUGUCACUGUGAUAUUAGUAUUUUAUAUAACUGUACUUCUCCUUUAAUCCUAAAUCUCAGACUUUGAUUCAAAGCAAUUCCCCUGUUUUUAUAUAAAAAGGAGUCCCUCUCUCGUUCACUCAGAUGGAGUGAAUAAGUAUCAGUUCAGCUUCCUCACAAACCAUGUUCCCUCCAUAUCUGCUGCUGUUGCUGCUGCGGGCAGCUCCCUUUCAGGCAUUAGGUGAUUUAAUGCAAAACAUAGGAUGCUAUUUCUUGAAGAAAUAUUACUAUAACAUAAUCAAACUGUAUCAAUGUAUCAUGUAUCUAAUGUUAGACCAUUUCCAAACAUCUAGAUUCCCCCCCCCCCCCCCCCCCCCCCCCCCACAGGUGUGCAAGGUAUUGUUGACCAAGAUCUCACCCAGCCAAGCUAAAUGGUUGUAA
Messenger RNA from Coregonus sp. 'balchen', 7539 nucleotides. NCBI's taxonomy places the organism in Eukaryota, Metazoa, Chordata, Actinopteri, Salmoniformes, Salmonidae. The record is from the annotation of a GenBank genome assembly.